UUUAACACAAGUAUCAUUAUCUCAUUUGAAUAAUGAUUCAGUAGUAUAAUUGAAGAGGUCACAUCAAGGAUUGACGCAUGAAGUAUCAGGAUAAAAUGCUCUCGCAUGUAUAUAUAGGUGUAUUUAUUAAUAUCUUAACUAAAUUAGUGGGGAUAGAAUGAUUGAAGAGGAUUCGCGACAUCGAGACACGCCAGAGUAUAUUGUGAAAGGUCGUCACAGUCGUUCGUGUAAAUAAACGUCCGUCAACAAAAGUUUUGCUUGUUAUAACAAAAUAAUUUGUGAUAAGUAUGAAUCUUUCAAUUGCUUACUCGAUACUGUGGAAACUUAUCUCAAUUUCAGUUGUUGUUGGUCAAUUGUCCGAAGGCGAGAAUUGUAGCUUGGAUGAUAAGACACGGGGCGUAUGCAAGCCGCUAUCUAAAUGCGAUGAAGUUAAACAGGAACUAUUAUCCGGGAUAAUUCCCAAGAGCAUUUGUAGCUACUUGUAUUUGGAACCAGUCGUUUGCUGUCGUACAUUGACAAGUACCAAUAGCGGUAAAACAAGUUCUGCUACUACAGCACGAACAUCACGCAAACCAACAACAGAAAGGUCAACAAGUAGAUUUUUUACUUCAAAAAAACCAAUAAGAACGACUACCGAACGUGAUAGUGAUUCAUGGGUCUUUUCGGAUUACACUGAUGAUGAUUCACCAGAGAUACCUCUCAAUAACAACAACAACAACAACAACCAAUUCCAAAAACCAGGCAGCUUGGCAAACCAAAAAUGCGCCGAAUACUCACGUUCAGUCUACACGCUGAUAACUCCACCAACAUUAUCGAACAAUCGUCAGCAAGUUAAUGUUUCUCUCUGUUCCAUUAAAUCGCAAAAACUGAUUGUUGGUGGUACCAAAGCAGGCCCGAAAGAGUUUCCUCAUAUGGCGGCAAUUGGAUAUACUUCCAAAGCAAGAGGCGAAAUUUUGUGGCUUUGCGGCGGUACGCUGGUCUCUGAUAGAUUUGUACUGACUGCUGCUCACUGUACUUAUACUUUAGAUUAUGGUAAGCCAACGCAGAUCAGAGUUGGAGAUUUAAACUUAAAACGCAAUGACGACGACGCAAGACCUCAAGUGAAGAAAAUAAUCGACAUAAUACGUCACCCGGAUUACAAAAAACCGCUGGAAUAUCAUGAUAUUGCGCUUAUAAAAAUGGAAAGUCCGGUUAAGUUUGACGCAUAUGUAAGACCAGCUUGUUUGCCUUACGGUAAUGUCAUCACUGAGAACGCUAUCGCUACUGGCUGGGGUAGAGUUGAUUGGGCUGAUGAAGAAGGAUCUGCUGAUCUGCUGAAAGUAACCCUGGCCAUGGUACCUCACCGAGAGUGCAACGCGAACUUUCUCGGGGGCAGCAGUGACUACAAGCUCAAACAGGGGGUGAUAGAUGAGUGGCAGUUGUGUGCAGGUGAAGAGGGCAAAGAUACGUGUCAGGGUGACAGUGGUGGUCCAUUAGUUAAUAUCAAUGAUCAACACCACUGCAUGUACAAUGUAAUCGGUAUCACUAGCUUAGGAAGGUUGUGCGGAAGUUUUAUUCCUGGAAUCUAUACCCGGGUUUCUAAUUACGUUCCAUGGCUGGAACAAAAUAUCUGGCUUCAACCAUAACCUACAUGCUUUUUAUAAAAUAUAAAUUAAAUAAAAAUUAUUAGCUCAAAA
Molecule: messenger RNA, 1676 nt
Organism: Cotesia glomerata
Lineage: Eukaryota; Metazoa; Arthropoda; Insecta; Hymenoptera; Braconidae
Product: serine protease snake-like
Exons: 5
Coding region: 288-1625 (445 amino acids)
Biological process (GO): proteolysis
Molecular function (GO): serine-type endopeptidase activity
Source: RefSeq, a predicted model, not a curated record